AUGGAAUUCCAUAGGCUACCGUAUGUAGAACUCAUUGGAGGUAUCCUAUCGCUACCGGUGAAAACAUUUCUACGGGUCAAUGGUUUCUCCAAUCUGUACUGGGGAUGGGGUGCUGAAGACGACGACAUGUUUAUCAGGUUGACAGAAAACCGUAUUCCAAUCACGCGCGCCGAUAUAAACAUAUCUCGAUUCCACAUGCUUCCUCACAAACCGAGCCCGGCAUUUCCCGAACACUUGCGAGCUCGGAUCCUUUCACUCUCGAAGUCGCUAUAUCGGCUGGAUGGCCUGAACAGUUUGAACUUCACUAUAAUCGAAGAAAAGAUCUAUUCAUCCCAGCGUCCAUUUACCGUCUCUCAGGCACAUAACCCAGGUGCCACAACACAAGUACGUGCCGUAGUAACCGAGGCUAUAUAUCCCGUGCUGCACUUAAGGAUCGAGGUUGGAACCCCUCCAAACUGGCUGCGAGGCAUUGAGGGAGCCGUGUGAUCUGGAUGACUUAUCUUCGGUGACUACCCAUCAUUUGGAACGGGCUUGUGUGUGUGUCAUGCCAUUCAACUAUAAUUGUGUGCUGUACAUGGCGCGAGUGCACCUCACUGUUAUUGUGAAAUACCACAGAACAAAAUCAGUCAAAAGAUGAUACAGCACCGCUCGGAGUAGUAUAUCCUGUAGCGGAUAGUUAAAUUUGAUGAUGAGCAAAACAGGUUCAUCAUACUAUUGGUACAGCAUUUUCAUGUCCGGUAUGAUGCACUCCGCUCGACUCAUGCAUGUCGACCAGCCAAGAUAGCGGAACCCACAGCUCCUCCGUCUCCACUCGAUACGCCAACUCAGAAAGUUGCUCCAGGACGACCGGCAGGUCGUCAUUCACCAGUGUGCAGUCCCACAAAUGCCCGUGUGUCACCUCGAUACGGGAUGCAAUUUGGCUCAUUUCACGAAGUUGUGUUUCCUACAGAGAUAACAAACGAGUUUGAAAAGUGCGAUGAACUCGUGAUGCACCUCAUGUUAGUUACGGCAAAGAGUGAUGUGAAGGACAAAGUGACAAGCUGGGGACCUGCAUUUUAUGUUACAUUUUGCUACGUCACGUAGUCAAAAGCUGGUUAUUGGUUCUUACCAAACUUCCAUUGUUAAUCAUUGUGAUCAGUUUCGUUAAGCUUCAUGAGAAGAAUGGUCCAUAAACCAUCCUCAAUCCCUAACUGCAGCUCUCUGUGACAAUCACUUUCGCUAACGUGUAUAAUGAUGAGGUGUUUCUCCAUCAGGUGUAUCAUAUGGAAGAAAUUCACGUAUCAGUGCACCUAUCCAUUUUGCUAUUACAAGGAUACAUAUUAGACCUCUAGCUGAUAAGAUUUUCGAGUCUUUAGAGAUUAUUACCAGUUCUCACGAUUGUGCAAGUGCAACAGGUAUCUUAUUCCUCCGUGAGGCUGAACAAAAUUGCACCAAAUACUGCUGUACCUUGGUUAACCUACCUCAAGUUAACUUCUGCGCAAUCUGUCAUACAAACAAUCCAUCUGAAUGAGAGAGAAAACCGGUUGCCUACUGAAAUUUGGAAGAAUGCAAACUGGGAAGUAUGCCGGCUCGGGACCAUUAAGCAGCCGGUUAAUUAUUACAUGCGAAACUUUCUCAGGAAUGCCUAUCCUGUGUUCGAUGUCGUUCGGGUACAAAACAUACGACGGUCAAGACGUCCUCAACUAUAUAAAAGCACAUUGAAAAGCAGCUUCGAAAGGUACCAAGUGGAAUAACUAUUUUUGGUUAUUAUUGCUGUUUACUUCGGAAUUUCUAUGCAUUAUGCAUGUUCAAACAAUACAUUUUUACCCAUGCCGAUCGUUAUUACCAACGUGCGGUAGCACUUGAAUAAUUGCGUUCCUGCGUGCAUGGACAACUAUGGGUUUUGAUGUGUUUUGUUCCGUUUUCUUUUACUAUUUCUGUACCUUCUUUUGAGUUCCAUCUUUUCUGAUGGCUCUAUGUCUAUUCGUAGACUGUUUCAAUGUAUAUAGGCAUGGGAAACAUUGAGAAGUUAAACGUUUCCUACCGACCUGACGAAAAAUGAUAAUAACAAGAUAACAAAAUACUUACGGUCAAGUUACUUCCUGAAAAGCGUCCUGUACUUUGAUAAUAGUCCAUCGAUUGGAUGUGGUUUGCGUUCGAAUUUCUCAGCUCCUCGUGUGACCGUCGUGCGGCUAUUCUCGGAGUUGACUGAGCCGAAGGCCUUCUAGGUCGAUCCAACCCAGCGUCAUUGAUCAAUUUAGGGGCAGCGGGCAUCGACCUGGCCGGUGAACAUAAAACGCCAG
Molecule: messenger RNA, 2282 nt
Organism: Dicrocoelium dendriticum
Lineage: Eukaryota; Metazoa; Platyhelminthes; Trematoda; Plagiorchiida; Dicrocoeliidae
Source: the annotation of a GenBank genome assembly